AAGCGGUUUAGUUUACUUUUCCCUCGUAGGCGAGUGUGCCGAUGCGCGCCACGGCAGUGAUCCCUGAUCACAGCAUGGGCCAUCCAUUGCAAGCACAAGCACAUACAAUUCACGAUGUGAUUGCGACUAUUUUUUAGUGCGUCUCGACACUUGAAUCGGAAUGAAGCUGGAAUUGUUUACUUCGGUCGACGGAAUGUGCCGCCGGCGGGCACUCUCUCUUGUUUCAGUUCUACAAAAUCGAGGUAAGUCAAGCUCUUAUCGCCUAGUAUUAUGUUAUUCGAGCUCUGGAAUUCGGCUGUUCACUUGCGGCAGUGACUCCGACUCAGCUCGAUCUGAGUUUUCUGGAGAGAACGCAUACGAAAUUCUGGAAGUUUCACAGACCAGCUCCAGUGAUGAAAUCAAAGCUUCUUUUCGCAAAUUGGCAAAGGAAACUCACCCGGACCUUGCUGAGUCGAGAAAGGAUUCCUCCGCUUCCUUGCGUUUUGUGCAAAUCCUUGCCGCCUAUGAGAUCCUUUCUGAUUCAGAGAAGAGGGCACACUAUGACAGUUUUCUUAUAGCUCAGAGAAGGUUAAUUAAAAAACGCAGUAGCUAUGGGUCAAUAUCAAACGUAUGUAAACCAAAUCAGACAACCUUCAAACAGAUGGAAGUUGUUGAAUGGUUGAAGUCCUAUAGAAUUUUCAUUAACGGGAUAUUAUCAGAAAGGAAAGUUGUUGCGGGUACAGGCUAUUUUGAUGUUCUUGAGAGGGAUUUCUACUCAGCCAUGCAUAUUGCUUUUUAUGGUCCUACGAUUGAAUCUAUGGAGCUUCUUCCUGAUUGUUUUGAAGCUGAGGAGAGGUCAACUUAUGAAACUUCUGAGAUAUUGCACUUAGUUUCAGGACGUGAUCUUUUUGGGAUGGUCUGUUUUGCUGCGGAGGUGCCUAAGGUGGCUUCUGCCACCAGUGGAAAAUCUAUUUCUUCAACUUCUAGGUGUCUACACAUUACUGAAACCAUUGAAAAUGCUCGCAGCUGCGUGAAAUUGACAAGAGAGGAAGAAUACGAACUUCCUCGGGCCUCAAUGGUUUAUGAAUUAGAUGCAUACAAAGAUUUGGAGUUGCAUAUUUGUGGAAAAGUAAUUGCUUGGGCUUCUAGACUUCCUCCAAAGUUUCACAGGGAGAGCACGGAGGAUAAAAACAAUCAAGACCAAAUACAUGUCUUUCUUAGUUCCAAUGAUGAACUCAUACAUAAUAGUGUUGGAUAUUCUGUAGAUUUCUCUUCUGGGGAUGCUGCUGAAACAAGGAUCCCCCUGGGAACUAUUGUUGGUCUGGGUACAACUGAAGAAGAAGAAUCCUGCUCCGUCUACAAUAAAUGUGGCACAAAAACACAUGUGAUAAUGAAACAUCGAACAUUAAUGGUGAAACACAUGCACUGGUAUAGUACAAGAGAAAAUGUUUCUGUCUGUGAGUGUAGAUGCAGUCGAGCACGUUUACCACCAAGCAAGUUUUGGCUAUUUGAGCCUCGCUGUGGCAUGCAUGACACAGGGGGCUGGUAUGUAGAAACAUUUGGUAAAAAUAAGAAAGGCCGAACAGUCCCAUCACAAAGAUUUUGGGAUGGUUUUGAUUAUCAAGAGCAUCAAGAGCGGCUUCAUCCAGCAAUGUAUCUAAUUGCUCUUGCAUACAGAACUCUUGAUAUCCAAGAUGCAAGGAUGAUGAGGAAACAAAGAAUCAGGGAUACUAUUAAGGGCCAACUUUUCAGGUUCCUCAAUUGGUCCAAGAAACUUAUUUAGAUAGAACAUUGGUCCUCUUGAUGUCAAAUAUGCUUCAAUUAUCAGGCGUGAUAAAUGCUACAGAAUCAUUAAUAGGCGUGAUAAAUGCAACAGCAAGAUGGUCGGUUCUUCCAUUACCAAGCACGGGUAAAGACCUCGUAUGGUAUGAGCCAAUCAUCAUUAGCAUUAUAGUAUGGUCGAGAACAACUUUUUGGAAGUACUUUCAACAAUGGCCAAACAUCAUGUACAAUCAUCUUUGAAGUACUUUAAUUGUCUGUAUGGGUUAUAGUUAUAGCAUAUUGUAAAAAAAAUCGUCAAGAUUCCAAUUUCUAAACACAAGGACUAGUUCUUGAAGAGGGAUAUCACCCGCAGACUCUAAAUAAUUUAGGUUUCAAUUGAUAUCAACUAGAUUCUUUAUUUUUUAAUUUUGGAAGUCGGACUUAUAGAAUCUACUUUUGUCGGUGGUUUCUUUGUUU
This is a messenger RNA of Cucumis sativus (cucumber), 2217 nucleotides long. RefSeq lists its product as uncharacterized. The record is from RefSeq and is a predicted model, not a curated record. The transcript has 5 exons. The coding region runs from base 161 to 1762 and encodes 533 amino acids. Lineage: Eukaryota; Viridiplantae; Streptophyta; Magnoliopsida; Cucurbitales; Cucurbitaceae.